GCCCAGAGUCGCUGCAAACACUCGAACAAACUGCUGUGGGAAAUACGGCAACAACGAUGCCCUCAGGGGGACGCCAUCCCUCUGCGGAGAACGAACCGUGCCCGUCCGCGCUGGAUCUCCGACGCCCACGACCGCGGCAGCUUGGAUGGUUGAAAACCGUCCUCCUGCUGCUGAUUGCGCUGGCGGUUGCCCGGACGAUGCUGCUGCGGCGGCAGGGCGCUGGAGCCAGCAGCGGAGGAAUUGCUGGAAAGGGGGUGAGCAGCAGCAGCAGCAGCGGCGGCGGAAGCUUCGAGGCGCAGCGGCCGCGGGCGGCGGUGUGCUUCUUCGGGCUCACGAGGUCGCUGAGGUGGACCCUGCCGAGCGUGCAGAAGCGGCUGCUGGAGGUGUUGAGGCAGGGCAUGGCGGUGGACGUCUUCGUACACACGUAUUCCCUGGUCGAGGUAAAUAACAACCGGGCCGGGGAGACGAAGGUCAUGUACGGGCCUUACGUUAACGACUUCCUCGCCCUCAAUCCCACAAGGAGCUUGGUGACGAACCAGGACGACUUCGAUUUGAUCUGGACGGACCCUCUGUCGAUGACUCAUUACAACUGGAAUUAUCCGGAAGAGGACGCACCUGGAGUCAUCAGGAACGUGUUCAGGGCGUACUGGUCCAUGUCCAUGUCGUGGGGCCUAAUGGCCGAGCACGCGGUAGCAGGGGGGUUCGAGUACGACGCCGUGGUUCUCGCUCGACCGGACGUCUGGUUCCACUACGACGUCGACCUACCCACUCGAACGCUUCCUCUCCCGGAGCACACGGUCUUCCUGCCAAGUUUCGAUGCGGAGUUGGCUGCCCAGGUCAGGAAAAAUGACCGCUUUGCGUAUGGGUCGAUGACGACCAUGAGGGUGGUAAUGAACCGCCUCGCCACUCUCCUCGCCGCGGACACCGGUCAGCUCACCGGGGAAAUCGAUUCGGAGUACGUGCUGGGUCACCACCUGCGCAAGAACGACAUUUCGGUGCAGAUGCUAGACCUGCUACUGACGAGAAUACGGCUGACUCGCGACAUCCCCAUGUACGACCAUAGGCUGGUUGAGGAGGCGUGUUUGUCGGGGGAGGAUCCGAUGGCUUGCCGGAUGGUUGACGCCGGCUUCAAGUUCCCUGUUGACGGUGGUGCUUAGCAGGUCGUCGAUGCCUUCAUUUGUCAACAGCACUUGGCAAGUGGAGCAUGGUUUGCAUUUAGGCGUGGGGGUGGAUUUGAGACCGGCUUCGAGUUUCACGUGGCCGGUGCUGCCUGGCAAGCUGAGCGCUUUGAUUGUAGAACGUCGAAAGCAGAGCAGGUUCCCGUUGCCAAGCCGCUCUAUAUCUGGUAAAUAUAAUAGGGCUUGAGGUGAGGUCGGAGAGUUAACACCCCCGAGUUCUUAUUUGUUUGUGUAGAACAUGUCAAGCAGAACUUGGUUGUACCUUCGCUCAUGUGGUGCUGAAACUUGUGCCGUCGAAAAAUGUAUCCCGGGUUUCGUCGGUGCCUUUCGACACCAGUCUGACUUCGAAUUUUGGUGAUAUUUUUUUAUUAGGGUUAUGAGGUUAGAGGACCGCCAGGUAAUCUACCGAAAAGGCCUCUUUCAUCGCUUGUUUUUGUACGUAAACGAUAGGGGUUGCCUCCGGUUUCUUGUCAGCGACAUCCUCUCCCGUCUAUAAAAUGCCCUUAAUGCUGGGCCAUAACCCUAGACACAAGUAGGCAGGCGUAUUACUGCCCCGUGCAUGGAGGACACGUCGCGUACUUGUCAUUAGGUGUGGUUCGAUCAGCAAUAGAUUGCCGUGUGCCCAAGGCUGCUUUCUCAGUUGCGAUUUCUACUUGUAAUUUGUUUCGCCUCUUCUGUGCUUUAUAGAGAUGUUUUUGUUGGUACUUCGUUCCAAGUAUGUUUCUAUUCAUUUACGUCUGCCGUAUUGUUUUAGUGUUGUUUUUGUGUCUUGGUACGCCGAAGAUGGAUGCCGUAACGAAAACAGAUCAUUGAAAAGAGCUAAUUUUCUAUCACAUCACGUCACAUCACGAUCAG
Ectocarpus sp. CCAP 1310/34 is the source of this 2033-nucleotide messenger RNA. Lineage: Eukaryota; Phaeophyceae; Ectocarpales; Ectocarpaceae. The record is from the annotation of a GenBank genome assembly.